AUGACCCAGAUAAAGUAUAUGAUUCUUGCCUCUAGACAAGGCAAAGUCAGACUUGUGAAAUGGUAUACCCCAUAUACUCCUAAGGAAAAGACGAAGAUUAGUAAAGAAUUACCACCAUUGAUUCUUUCCCGUAAACCCAAGAUGUGUAACAUUGUAGAGUAUUCCGAUCACAAGGUGGUCUAUAGAAGAUAUGCAAGUCUUUAUUUCAUAUGUGGGAUCACACCUGAAGCAGAUAACGAGUUGUUAACUCUAGAGAUAAUUCAUCGAUACGUGGAGACAAUGGAUACGUAUUUUGGCAACGUUUGUGAGUUGGAUAUCAUAUUCAAUUUUGGUAAAGCUUAUGCUAUUUUAGACGAAAUGCUAAUGUGUGAUGGAGCAAUUACAGAAUCAAGUAAAAGAGACGUUUUAUCACAUAUUCACUCUAUGGAUACUAUGGAAGGUAGCGACCAAUUGGAAAGAAUAACGAGUUAG
Molecule: messenger RNA, 471 nt
Organism: Zygosaccharomyces rouxii
Lineage: Eukaryota; Fungi; Ascomycota; Saccharomycetes; Saccharomycetales; Saccharomycetaceae
Gene: APS1
Product: Aps1p
Exons: 1
Coding region: 1-471 (156 amino acids)
Biological process (GO): vesicle-mediated transport; intracellular protein transport
Cellular component (GO): AP-1 adaptor complex; intracellular membrane-bounded organelle; membrane coat
Molecular function (GO): clathrin-cargo adaptor activity
Source: RefSeq, a predicted model, not a curated record